GCCUGCAAACAAUAUAUGUUGCCGGCAGAUUAAUGUACUGAAAUCUGUGCUUGUUGUUUGACAAACCGAGUUCAAAUUAAGCUUUCUACAGGUGCUUGUUAUUUAUUGCGCGACUUAUUCAUGUAACCAUGACGUUCCAAACUGUCGUUGAUCUUUAUAACAAAGCGAUGGAUGUAGAAGAUCCUCGAACGGCAAAUUGGCCAUUAAUGUCAUCUCCUUUACCAACACUCACGAUGGUGUUGUCAUACAUUAUUUUUGUUACCUUUGGACCCCGACUUAUGAGGAAUCGCGAUGCCUUUAAUCCAUAUUGGUUGCUUGUCUUUUAUAACUUUGGACUGGUGAUUUUAUCUUUUUAUAUGAUGGUCGAGAUUUUGCUUUCUGCAAGCUCAAUUCCUGGUUUUAAGUACUUAUGCAAUGGAGUUGACCCAGGAAAUCAUCCCAGUGUUAUACGACUAGCGAGUGCUUGUUGGUUGUUUUAUGUUUCUAAGUUUGUGGAGUACCUUGAUACGGUAUUCUUCGUCCUCCGAAAGAAAAACAACCAAAUUACAUUUCUCCAUGUUUAUCAUCAUACGAGCGUGUGUAUUAUGUGGUGGAUAUUUGUCAAAUGGACUCCUGGAGGAUCCAUGUAUAUUGGAAUGGCAUUUAAUUCGCUCGUCCACGUUUUUAUGUACUCCUACUAUAUGGUGUCAGCUCUUGGUCCGCAGUAUCGAAAAUACUUGUGGUGGAAGAAGUAUCUCACAUCGUUACAAUUGAUUCAGUUCAUCAUUGCUAUAGUUUACGUAGUAAAUGCAGUUAUGUUUCACAAAGACUGCACUUUUCCUCGCUGGGCAUUUGCCUUGCUCUUUGGUUAUACUAUCUCUCUCUUUCUUUUGUUUCUAAAUUAUUACAUAAAAGAAUAUAUAAAUCGAGCAAAUGAAAAAAGAAAGCUUCAUAACCAGUGAGCCUUAUAUAUGUUUAAGCCAUAUAAUUAUCCACUUCAUUUACGUGACGUCCGCCUACUAUGCUUAUAGCAUGCAAAACAAAGGCGAGCUUUCCACGAACUAUGCAUAUUUUUUCAUAAUUGUUGUAUUUUUUGGGAUUAUUGUGUAAAAUAAAAUAUUAUUACUAUGGCAAAAAAAAAUUAAAAUUAUUACUAUGGCAAAACAUAUUUCAAUGUCCAACUCAAAUCAAUUGCUUUAGCCUGUUGAAAGUAGAUUUAGGGUUUGACAUCUAACGAUCUUUAUCUUACCAGCUUUUGUAGAAUUUUAUCUAUAAACCAUCUUAAAGUCGUUA
Molecule: messenger RNA, 1272 nt
Organism: Xenia sp. Carnegie-2017
Lineage: Eukaryota; Metazoa; Cnidaria; Anthozoa; Malacalcyonacea; Xeniidae
Product: elongation of very long chain fatty acids protein 4-like
Exons: 9
Coding region: 129-941 (270 amino acids)
Biological process (GO): very long-chain fatty acid biosynthetic process; fatty acid elongation, monounsaturated fatty acid; sphingolipid biosynthetic process
Cellular component (GO): endoplasmic reticulum membrane
Molecular function (GO): fatty acid elongase activity
Source: RefSeq, a predicted model, not a curated record